ACAUUUUCCACAAGUUAAUUAUAAACACACUUUCAUUAAGAAAACAUAGUAAGUUCCCCCAGGCAAAUAAAAUAAAUUUUAAAAAAAUGGUUAUAAGACCCUUAACCGAAGCUUUACAAAAAGUGGCCAUUGAGGAACUGAAUGAAGAUCCUAAACGUAUAGAAGCUGAUUUGGCAGACUUUAAAAACUGGAUUGAACAACAGCCUCACUUGAAGGCACGUACCACAGAUCAGUUUUUAAUAGCCUUUCUCCGGGGUUGUAAAUAUAGUUUGGAGAAGGCUAAGCUUAAAUUUGAUAAUUACUAUGCCUUGAAGGAGAAAUAUCCAGACUUUUUGAAACGACCCAAUUUGGAUGAUGACAAAUUUCGUAAAUUAUUGAAAAUGGGCAUAAUUGUUUAUUUACCCAAACCCCUAACGGAAUCAGGACCUCGGGUGGUGUUGGUGCGCAAUGGAGCCUACGAUCCCAGUGAGUUCUCAUUUUCCGAAGUUGCUCAAUAUCGCCAGCUGAUACAGGAUAUAACAUUAAUGGAAGAUGAUGUAGCGGUGGUAGGAGGUUUAGUUUUCAUUAUGGAUUUUGCUGAUGUUUCAGCUGCUCAUCUAUUUCAAGCUAGUCCUGGCUCCAUGCGUAAGGUUUCACAGUACUCCGAACAAGCUAUACCUUUACGUAUCAAAGCCUCACAUUUUAUAAAUACACCCUCAGGAUUUGAGCCUGUUUUUAAUUUAAUCAAACCCAUUAUGCCAGAGAAAAUACAAAAUAGAAUGUUUGUUCAUGGCUCUAAACGUGAAGAACUUUAUAAGAUUAUUCCCAAAGAAAUUUUACCCCAGGAAUAUGGUGGCCUUAAUGGUAGUUUACAGGACUUGAUUGAUAAAUGGGAACAGAAAAUCUUAUCGUAUGCGGAUUAUUUCAAGGAAGAUGAAAAUUAUGGUGUUGAUGAGUCCUUACGCAUUAAGGAAGCAGAAGUUUCUAGUACAAAAUCCACUGAUUUGGGUUUAGUGGGUUCUUUCCGUAAAUUAGUGGUGGAUUAAGAUGUUUUAUUUGUUUGUGUUUAGAAGUAAUCAAAUUUUAUUUAUAAUUUAGAAAAUAAAUUUAAUUUAA
Molecule: messenger RNA, 1095 nt
Organism: Calliphora vicina (urban bluebottle blowfly)
Lineage: Eukaryota; Metazoa; Arthropoda; Insecta; Diptera; Calliphoridae
Product: alpha-tocopherol transfer protein-like
Exons: 3
Coding region: 87-1025 (312 amino acids)
Cellular component (GO): membrane
Molecular function (GO): phosphatidylinositol bisphosphate binding
Source: RefSeq, a predicted model, not a curated record